GAAAGUUGACGAGCAUUCCAAGCCACUCCGUUUUUUGAGAAUCGCUAGCUAGUAGUAGUAGUGUGACCCAGCCUUCUUCUCUACCAGUUCACCCUUUAGAGGCAGAAAGUCUUGGUGCUGCUCUGUUAAUUCGCUAAGAGUUGCUAAACUUAAACUAACACCUUUUUUCAGUCCUUAUGGGAGUAUUGAAAAGGAAUUACUGAACUGAGUGGAGGCGUCCAAGCAAAAACAUCGACAACAACAACAAACAGCAAGGGGCAGUGCAGUUGCACAGAUCAGCCCCCUUGUAGUUAUCUUUCCCCACACAUCUUCACCACGCCUGGAUCAGCAUGCAUCACCCUGGCUCCUCAAGCAGUGCAGUGGGGUUUCUGCCAGCCAUGUAUGCAUUUUCAGGCCCCACCAGCGUGCCUGAAUUUGACUUCGGACCUCUGAGUUCAUCUGAACGCCUGCAGGGAGCAACCAACUCCAACAACAGUUGGGACACAAGAUGCCACAGAAAGCACAAGAGGAGAGCUGAUGAUGAGGCAUGCUGCGCCAAGAAGAGGAAGUUAAUGUCUGAGGCUGAGGUGGACUUUCCAGAGAACUCCAGCGCUCAAAAUGACUGGCCUGCAGGAGACAGCAGUCCGUCUCCGUCUGCGCGAGACCCCCCCACUCAGCCCUUCUCUGUGCCACAGCCCCCGUCUGCCCUGUCCCAACCCGAAAGCGAGAACUUCUGCAUGGAGAUAGAGGCAGCUCACAGGAAGCUGCAGGAGAUUGAAGACAGAAUAACACUUGAAGAUGACGAUGAGGAUGAAGAUCUGGAUAUCGAGCCAGCUCAGAGACGGCCAGUGCUGGUCCUUUCGGACAGUCUGAAGGAGGGUCUGCAGCGAGGGAUCAGCGACAUCCUCCCUCACACCGUGGCCCAAUCUGUGAGCCAUUCGGGCAUGGAGUUGGUGCUGUGGCGUCCUCCAGAAGAUCCCUUUUGUCGGCGGCUGAAGGGCUCAUUACAGAAGCAGCGUAAACAACAGACAAUGUGCCGCCAACACCCGACUCCCUGUCCGUCCCCCGCCCCCCACAGGCCCCUCAGCCCCCCCAGUCCGCCCCCAGACACACCUGCUCCUCUGUACAGUUUCCCUGUGACCCGCAGCUCUGGAGAGGAGGACAUGGAAAUGUAA
This is a messenger RNA of Menidia menidia (Atlantic silverside), 1154 nucleotides long. The record is from the annotation of a GenBank genome assembly. Lineage: Eukaryota; Metazoa; Chordata; Actinopteri; Atheriniformes; Atherinopsidae.